AUGUCUCGUCCCGAAGAUACCCUUCCCCCAGAUCUCCAUUACAAUGACGCCGAAGCCAGGAAAUACACUACUUCAUCUCGAAUACAGAAUAUCCAAGCAUCUAUGACCAAUCGUGCCCUCGAACUCCUCGACCUCUCCUCACCUUCCAUGAUCCUUGAUAUUGGCUGCGGUUCUGGUCUAUCCGGCGAGAUACUCUCCUCAAUAGAUCCCUCAGCAGGUGGCCCUCACAUAUGGGUCGGCAUGGAUAUCUCACCAUCGAUGUUAGAUGUUGCACUGCAACGAGAUGUGGAAGGAGACUUAAUGCUUGCGGAUAUGGGUCAAGGUGUGCCAUUUCGAGCUGGAAGUUUCGAUGCCGCUAUAUCAAUCAGUGCUAUUCAAUGGUUAUGUAAUGCUGAAAGCAGCGAGGUAUCAUCUACAGGGAGAUUAUCGAGGUUUUUCAACGGGCUCUAUGCAAGUCUAAAGAGAGGUGGAAGAGCAGUGUGUCAAUUCUAUCCUAAGAAUGACCUGCAGAGGACGAUGAUCUCUGGAGCUGCGAUCAAAGCCGGCUUCGGAGCUGGUAUCCUGGAAGACGAUCCAGGAACUAAGAAUGCAAAGCUUUAUUUGGUGCUGACAGUUGGUGGUUCAGCUGAAGAAGGCACUGGGGGAGACAUCACAGGGGUCGUAAAGGGUAUGGAAGAUGUGGAUGUGCUAGACGCGAGAAAGAAGCACAGAGAAAAAGGCCGCAGAGAGAUCAAAAAGGGAAGCAAAGCUUGGAUACUAAACAAGAAAGAGCAAAUGGAACGGAAAGGAAAGGUGGUGAAGAAUUCCUCCAAGUAUACUGGUAGGAAGAGGCAUAUCACUUUUUAA
Mollisia scopiformis is the source of this 846-nucleotide messenger RNA. Its product is annotated as S-adenosyl-L-methionine-dependent methyltransferase. The record is from RefSeq and is a predicted model, not a curated record. The transcript is spliced from 2 exons. NCBI's taxonomy places the organism in Eukaryota, Fungi, Ascomycota, Leotiomycetes, Helotiales, Mollisiaceae. Gene Ontology annotation, cellular component: nucleolus. Gene Ontology annotation, biological process: rRNA (guanine-N7)-methylation. Gene Ontology annotation, molecular function: rRNA (guanine) methyltransferase activity. The coding region runs from base 1 to 846 and encodes 281 amino acids.